Messenger RNA from Dentiscutata erythropus, 294 nucleotides. The record is from the annotation of a GenBank genome assembly. Lineage: Eukaryota; Fungi; Glomeromycota; Glomeromycetes; Diversisporales; Gigasporaceae.
ACGUUGGUCGAAGAUGAUGGAGGGCAGAGAAAAGGAAGAAAUAAAGAUAAACCUGAAAGACUCCUUGACAGGGAAACCUUAAGUCAUGCAUGCGAAAAAUGGAAGAAAAAAGUUGAUGAAUUCUGGAAGACCAUCACUAAAGCGAAAAAACCUACUGAAAAAGAACCUGAUGAAAAUGAGAUCGAAGUCGAAAGGAACAAACCUAAAGCCAGCGAAUACCACGGGACUGAUAGCGCCGAAGUAGAUGAUACGGCUAUCGAAAGGAUAUAUGAAAAGACCGAAAGACCCGGAAUG